UCAAAUAUAUUUAUAUCUCUCAAAUAUAUUUAUAAAAGCUUUCUCUUUUAUUUCUUCUUGCCUUUACAUACUGUUGUACCAUACAAUCUCUUCUCGUCACUGAAAAAUCUGAUCGAACAAGAGCCCGACUAUCCAGACGUGUUGAUCUCACUCUCUGUGUCAUCUUCGUCAACAAUUUCCACAACCGUUUGCAUAAAGGUUCCAGCUUUGGAGAAGAGCAACUGCUCAAGGGACCAGUUUGAAACUGCAACUUGAAACGUUCAAGUUCAUCGUUUUCAUCGUUUUCAUCGUCUGUACUCACGGAUUUCAGGUUUCAGUUAAGAUUGUCAUGCUGAAUGUUGCUACCGGGUGGUGGAUUAGGGAUGAAUUCCAUGAUGGAUGAUAUGAAUUUGAUUCAGCAGGCACAGAGGCAUCACUUGGUGGUUCGGGAGCUUGGAGAAGAGAUUGAUUUAGAAAUUGGACCUGGGGAUGAUGAUCCUGCAUUUGCUAACACCCCCCUCAUUGGUGGUCCACCACGAGAACCUUCUGCUGAGGAUCAUGAUGAAAGCAAGAAUAUGGUAAUGGUUUCUCAACUCCCUAGUGAUGACCAAGAUAUGUCAAAGGGACAACCAGUAAAAAGGAAGAAAAAGGUUGUGAAAAGAUGGAGAGAGGAAUGGGCAGAUACCUACAAAUGGGCUUAUGUUGAUGUCAAGGAAGGGACGGCUAGGAUUUUUUGCUCUGUGUGUAGGGAGUAUGGCCGGAAGCAUAGAAGAAACCCCUAUGGAAAUGAGGGUAGCCGGAAUAUGCAGAUGAGUGCACUUGAGGAACACAACAAUAGUUUGCUUCACAAAGAGGCACUUCGCCUUCAAAUGGCUUCCAAGGAUAAGAUCAUUGCUGACAAACCCAUUUAUGUCAAAGCUCUUAUGUCAAAAACGGCUGGAUCAAUCGUUGAAGCUGCACUGAAAAGGGAUCCUCAUGAGGUUGAGUUCAUACAAUCGCUGCAAGAAGUAGUUCAUGCUUUAGAAAGAGUGAUUGCAAAAAAUUCACAUUAUGUAAGCAUCAUGGAGCGCUUGUUAGAACCUGAGCGUAUGAUUGUUUUCCGAGUUCCAUGGGUGGAUGAUAGAGGUGAGACAAAUGUUAACCGAGGCUUUCGUGUACAGUUUAACCAGGCCUUGGGUCCAUGUAGGGGUGGUUUCCGGUUUCAUCCUUCUAUGACCUUGAGCAUUACCAAGUUUCUUGGAUUUGAACAGACUUUAAAGAAUGCCUUGUCACCAUAUAAAAUCGGAGGGGCAGCGGGCGGUAGUGAUUUUGAUCCAAAGGGAAAAAGUGAUAAUGAGGUAAAAUCUUCAUUCUGUUAUAUGUGGUCUCUAGUAGCCUUCUCAGGAGUUCUGAAUGAUUGUCUUCUAAGCUGGCAGGUUAUGCGUUUUUGCCAAAGUUUUAUGAAUGAGAUGUAUCGCUAUUUGGGUAUUGACAAGGACCUUCCUUCAGAGGAGAUGGGUGUUGGUACUCGGGAGAUGGGAUAUCUCUUCGGACAAUAUAGACGUCUAGCUGGUCACUUUCAGGUACCAGAAACACCGGGAAGUUUUACAGGGCCAAGGAUAUUUUGGUCUGGUUCUAGCCUUCGAACUGAAGCGACUGGAUAUGGGCUGGUUUUCUUUGCACAGCUCCUACUUGCAGACCUGAAUAAAGAUUUCAAAGGAUUAAGGUGUGUUGUGAGCGGCUCAGGAAAGAUUGCUUUGCAUGUCCUGGAGAAGCUUAUUGCAUAUGGUGCUCUUCCCAUUACAGUUUCUGAUUCAAAGGGUUAUCUGGUGGAUGAGGAAGGAUUUGAUUAUAUGAAAAUCUCAUUUUUGAGAGAGAUCAAAGCGCAAAAUAGAAGUUUGAGAGAUUAUUCAAAGACUUAUGCCCGAUCUAAGUAUUAUGAUGAAGCGAAACCUUGGACUGAAAGGUGUGAUGUUGCGUUUCCUUGUGCUACACAGAAUGAAAUUGAUCAGUCUGACGCCAUUAGUCUGGUUAAUUCAGGUUGUCGUAUACUAGUAGAAGGUUCAAACAUGCCCUGUACACCUGAUGCUGUUGAUAUUCUGAGAAAAGCUAAUGUUCUAAUUGCUCCUGCAGUGGCUGCUGGUGCUGGUGGACAGGUGGUGGCUGGAGAAUUUGAAUUGAACCACGAGUGUAAUUCAGUGAACUGGUCCCCCGAGGACUUUGAAUCUAAAUUACAGGAAGCAAUGAAACAGACUUAUCAGAGAAGCCUCAAAGCCGCAGCUGAUUUUGGUUACCAGAAAGAAAGUCCUGAGGCUUUGGUACAUGGAGCUAUCAUUUCUGCUUUUCUGACUCUUGCUCAAGCCAUGACCGAUCAAGGAUGUGUAUAGAACUGAAGAAAAUUGUACAAUUAUUUGCAUGUUCCUCAAAAGCUGAUCAGUGUCAUCAACGAUGAACGAAGUUUCGAGACAUGCAUGCGGUUCUCCGUUGCAAGCUGUAGAUCUUUACCAGCUUUACCAUAUUGAUUUCAAGAUCAAGGUGGUAUUUGAGAUAUAGCAGAUUCCGUUGUAACAUAAUAUGUAAUGUUGUAAUAGCCCUGACAUGGAAAAGGGAUAAGGAUAAAUUAUAAUAGGCAGUGCAAGUGAAAAUUGUGUAGUAGCUCAGUGGUAGGAUAGGAAGGGCCUCAAUGUGCAUAGCAGGGAGCACUUCAUAAAGUACUUGUUUGCCUUGUGGAAUAUUUUGGAUAGUGACUGAGAUUGGAAAUAAAUUCUAAUAAUAUGUUAAAAGUUUCUAUUA
Messenger RNA from Prunus avium (sweet cherry), 2751 nucleotides. The record is from RefSeq and is a predicted model, not a curated record. Lineage: Eukaryota; Viridiplantae; Streptophyta; Magnoliopsida; Rosales; Rosaceae.